UAAGCCCAGGUCCCCGCGGUAGGCCGGCGGUCCGCGGUCCUGCCUCGCGCCUUCCUAAGUUGAGCGGGUCCCCGGAGUGCGACGCGAGCUAGCGGGAGGGGACGGUGCGGCCAGUCGGUCGUGCGGUGACUGCAGCCACCUGCCCGAGCCCCGUGGCCCGCCCUCAGAUCCCAGCGAUGCGCGGCGGCGCCGCCUGGUCGCUGCUGCUGGCCGCAGCCCUGGGGCUCGGGGUGCGCGGGGUGCGCGCUGCGGUGGCCCUCGCCGACUUCUACCCGUUCGGCACGAAGCGCGGCGACGCUGUCACCCCGAAGCAAGACGACGGCGGCUCAGGGCUGCAGCCCCUCUCGGUGCCUUUCCCGUUCUUCGGCGCCGAGCACUCCGGACUCUACGUGAACAAUAAUGGGAUCAUCUCCUUCCUGAAGGAAGUUUCUCAGUUCACCCCCGUGGCCUUCCCCAUCGCCAAAGACCGCUGUGUGGUAGCAGCCUUCUGGGCGGAUGUGGACAACAGACGUGCAGGUGAUGUCUACUACCGGGAGGCUACUGACCCAGCCAUGCUGACUAGAGCCACGGAGGACAUCAGACAGUACUUUCCUGAGCUCCCGGACUUCUCUGCUACCUGGGUUUUUGUUGCCACCUGGUACCGUGUGACCUUCUUUGGAGGCAGCAGCUCUUCCCCCGUCAACACGUUCCAAACUGUGCUCAUCACUGACGGCCGGUUCUCCUUCACCAUCUUCAACUAUGAGUCCAUCUUGUGGACAACAGGCACACACGCCAGCAGCGGGGGUGACGCCGAGGGCUUGGGAGGCAUCGCAGCCCAGGCAGGUUUCAACGCAGGUGAUGGGCACCGCUACUUCAACAUCCCCGGGUCGCGCACAGCAGACAUGGCUGAGGUGGAGACCACCACCAACGUGGGCGUGCCCGGCCGCUGGGCGUUUAGAAUCGAUGAUGCCCAGGUGCGCGUGGGGGGCUGCGGCCAUACAACCUCUGUGUGCCUGGUUCUGCGUCCAUGCCUCAAUGGUGGCAAGUGCAUUGAUGACUGUGUCACAGGCAAUCCCUCCUACACCUGCUCCUGUCUCGCUGGCUUCACAGGGCGGAGAUGCCACCUGGAUGUGAACGAGUGUGCUUCCCACCCCUGUCAGAAUGGUGGGACCUGUACCCAUGGUGUCAACAGCUUCAGCUGCCAGUGCCCAGCCGGCUUCAAGGGACCCACCUGUGAAUUGGCCCAGUCUCCAUGUGACAACAAAGUAUGUCAAAAUGGUGGCCAGUGCCAGGCAGAGAGCAGCUCUGCAGUAUGUGUGUGUCAGGCUGGAUACACUGGAGCCACCUGUGAGACAGAUGUGGAUGAAUGCAGCUCUGACCCAUGCCUGAAUGGGGGAUCAUGUGUGGACCUGGUUGGAAACUACAGCUGUAUUUGUGUGGAGCCCUUCGAGGGACCUCAGUGUGAGACAGGAAGCUCCCUGGUGCCUUCGCCCUGCCUCUCCAACCCCUGCCAGAACGGGGGCACCUGUGUGGAUGCUGAUGAGGGAUACGUGUGUGAAUGCCCUGAAGGUUUCAUGGGCUUGGACUGCAGAGAGAGAAUCCUCAAUGACUGUGAUUGCCGGAAUGGAGGCAGAUGCCUGGGUGCCAAUACCACGCUCUGCCACUGUCCUCCAGGCUUCUUUGGGCUUCUCUGUGAAUUUGAAGUCACAGCCACGCCCUGCAACAUGAACACGCAAUGCCCAGAUGGAGGCUACUGCAUGGAGUAUGGCGGAAGCUACCUAUGUGUCUGCCACACAGACCAUAACAUCAGCCACUCUCUGCCAUCGCCCUGCGACUCAGACCCUUGCUUUAAUGGAGGUUCCUGUGACGCCCACGAGGACUCCUACACGUGCGAGUGUCCUCGUGGAUUCCACGGAAGGCACUGCGAGAAAGCCCGGCCACACCUGUGCAGCUCAGGGCCCUGCCGGAAUGGAGGCACAUGCAAGGAGACGGGCGACGAAUACCGCUGUACCUGCCCAUAUCGAUUCACUGGGAGACACUGUGAGAUUGGAAAGCCAGACUCCUGUGCCUCUGGCCCCUGUCACAAUGGUGGUACUUGUUUCCACUACAUUGGCAAAUACAAGUGUGAUUGCCCUCCAGGCUUCUCUGGACGUCACUGUGAGAUAGCCCCUUCACCCUGCUUCCGGAGCCCAUGUAUGAAUGGAGGUACCUGUGAGGAUCUAGGAACAGAUUUCUCCUGCCACUGCCAUCCAGGGUAUACAGGGCACCGGUGUCAGGCAGAGGUGGACUGUGGUCACCCUGAGGAGGUGAAGCAUGCUACCAUGCGCUUCAACGGAACUCGCAUGGGCUCAGUGGCCCUGUACACAUGUAGCCCCGGCUUCAGCCUGAGUGCCCUCAGCCAUAUGCGUGUCUGUCAGCCACAAGGUGUCUGGAGCCAGCCUCCCCAGUGCAUUGAAGUAGAUGAGUGCCGGUCUCAGCCAUGCCUGCAUGGAGGCUCCUGCCAGGACCUGGUUGCUGGUUACCAGUGCCUCUGCAGCCCGGGGUAUGAAGGAGUCCACUGUGAGCUAGAGACAGACGAGUGCCAAGCACAGCCCUGCAGAAAUGGAGGCGCCUGCAGGGACCUUCCCGGGGCUUUCAUCUGCCAGUGCCCUGAAGGUUUUGUUGGAAUCCACUGUGAAACAGAGGUGGAUGCCUGUGCCUCCAGCCCCUGCCAGCACGGAGGCCGCUGUGAGGACGGUGGUGGGGCCUACCUGUGUGUGUGUCCAGAGGGCUUCUUUGGCUACAACUGUGAGACAGUGAGUGACCCCUGCUUCUCUAGCCCCUGUGGGGGCCGCGGCUACUGCUUGGCCAGCAACGGGUCCCACAGCUGUACCUGCAAAGUGGGCUACACAGGCAAGGACUGCACCAAAGAGCUCCUCCCACCAACAGCCCUCAGGGUAGAAAGGGUGGAGGAGAGUGGGGUCUCCAUCUCCUGGAGCCCACCUGAGGGCUCCACGGCCAGGCAGGUACUGGAUGGCUAUGCGGUCACCUAUGCCUCCUCGGACGGAUCUUCCCGGCGCACCGACUUCGUGGACCGGAGCCGCUCCUCUCACCAGCUUCGGGCCCUAGCAGCCGGUCGUGCCUACAAUAUCUCCGUUUUCUCAGUCAAGAGAAACACGAACAACAAAAAUGACAUCAGCAGGCCUGCAGCACUGCUCACCCGCACCCGACCCCGCCCUAUUGAAGACUUUGAGGUCACCAACAUUUCAGCCACUGCCAUCUCAGUGCAGUGGGCUCUUCACAGGAUCCAGCAUGCCACCGUCAGCAGGGUCCGAGUGUCCAUCCUCUAUCCCGAGGCCUCUGCGGUCCAGUCCACUGAGGUGGACAGGAGUGUGGACCACCUCACAUUUGGGGACCUGCUGCCAGGGAGAAGGUACAGUGUGAGGCUAACCACCCUCAGUGGGCCUGGAGGAGCCGAAUAUCCUACUGAGAGCCUGGCUUCAGCUCCGCUGAACGUGUGGACCCGACCUUUGCCUCCAGCAAACCUGACUGCCUCUCGAGUCACAGCUACCUCUGCCCAUAUGGUCUGGGACAACCCUGCUCCAGGUAUCUCACUGGAGGCUUAUGUCAUCAAUGUGACCACCAGUCAGAGUACCAAGAGCCGCUACAUCCCCAAUGGGAAGCUGGUGUCCUAUACGGUGCGUGAUCUGAUGCCAGGUCGACGGUACCAGCUCUCAGUUACAGCUGUGCAGAGCACAGAGCAGGGCCAGCUGCACAGUGAGCCUGCGCACCUCUACAUCAUCACCUCUCCCAGGGAUGGCACUGAGAGACGCUGGCACCAGGGAGGACACCAUUCACGGAUGCUUAGAAAUAGGCCAGCCCCUGUGCGCCUGCCAGAGCUGCGCCUGCUCAAUGACCACAGUGCCCCUGAAACACCAACUCAGCCACCCAGGUUCUCAGAGCUUGUAGACGGAAGAGGAAGAGUGAGUGCCAGGUUUGGUGGCUUGCCCAGCAGAGCAGUAACUGUGAGAUCACAACCCACCACCCCGGUGCCGCUCAAGAACACAGAGGCCCCUGAGCAGGUCCAUCUGGCCCUCCAACUACCCAAGAACAGCAGCAAAGACACAGAAACUAGCCCUGGCAGCUGUUCAGAAGACGUCUGUCAGAAUGGAGGCACCUGUGUCCCCGGUGCCAGUGCCCACAGCUGUGACUGCAGGCCUGGGUUCAAAGGCAGACACUGUGAGCUUGCCUGUGAAAAAGUGCCUCGCCCCUGCACACGGCUGUUCUCUGAGACCAAGUCAUUUCCUGUCUGGGAAGGAGAUGUCUGCCACCAUGUGUAUAAGAAAGUCUACAAAGUUCACCAGGACGUGUGCUUUAAGGAGCGCUGCCAGAGCACAAGCAUCAAGAAACCCAAACAGGAAACAAAGUAACAGCCAAACACUGAGGAAAUCUUAAGGUACAUUCUCCUUCAAACUAAGAUCUGUUGAGAACUGGAGACGCCAUCACACCCAGCACCUUGGACACCAAGGUCCUUUAUCAGACACCGACAGCGCAAACUCAGCGCUGUGCUGUUAUGGAUCCAACCAGGAAGGUUCCAGAAUUCCCUGUCUCCAGCCUCCCAGUAGACAUAGCCUGGUCUGACCUUGCAUAAGAAUCUACUUUCAGGUGGAAAUGACUCUCUGGGGGAGGAACAAAUGACUCUUUCGAGGGAAAUGCAGACCAGUUACAAUGAGGCACAAGAAUCACCUGGCCCCUCAGGACCAUGGGCCUGGGUGGUAGAUGGAUCAAGGAUCCCAAACAAUCUUAGGGGUGGUGGAAAGGACCUAAGGAAGUACCCCCACGCCCUACGAACAGCAUUCUACCGGUAGAAUGGGGUGGGAGCUUUGUCAUGUAACCUGCAGGUGAUCCUAAAUAUAGCCUCUCACUGGGAGAGCUAGAGUGGAUCCUGCAAUUCUAAGCACUAAUAACCCUGAAAUCAAAGGAACUUUGCCUGUUUGAUCCAGCAUGCCCCGCCCCACCUCCCUAAUCAUAAACUGUGAGAUGUUAGAGGGCAUUGGAUUUUUUUUUUCACAAUAGUCUGGAAAAUACUGGGUUACACUACAGAAAUCCCUGUAUAGCCUGAACUCGGCCCCACACUGACUUACUGACGGGACAUCAAUUGGAAAUGACAGACUGGCUGGCUGGAGACAAUUUACUCCUCUCCCUUGGAGGAGCCAGAACAGUACAUCUCUCCAGUGGUGGAAGAGAGGUCUACCUGGAAACCUGCCGCUUCGGGAGUGACUAUCACCUUUUUUUCUACAGUGUAGGACAUGAGGGAGAAAUGUCACCCCGUGGCCUAAGAACAAACAAAAGCAAUGGAGUGCUUGGCGAAGGCCUCCUAAGAUAAAGUGCCAACAGGAAUAGGCAGGGUGUCGGCAUAGACUGAGCUCAGGACAUCAGGAGAGCAGGCUCUCAGACAGGCCUAAGCAGCAGAGCCUGUGCAUCCUGACCAGUUCAGAUGUGAAAACUCUGCGGGAAGAGCAGUUAACAAGACUCGAAUCCCGGCUACUCAGCAGCACCAGCUUUUCACCCCAGCCCCGAGAAUGUACACAAAACACCUGUGAUCGAUCAACUUAAUUCUGGCAAUGAUCAAAAAUCCACAAAUUUUUUGGUUUUAAAAUAUUUAUAUGGCAAUAAGUCACUUAAAGUAUUAAUGAAUCUUUUAAGAACUCACUCAGAAAACCCAUUUUUAUAAAAAAUAAACGAGAAUCCCUAGAUAAUGGCUUAUAGAAUGCCUAUUCUCAGAGCAACACACAUCACACACAUCCCUUCUCUUUCUCUCUGAAGAAAAACACCAGACUUCACCAUCCACAGCUGCCCUGAGGAAAAGAGCAGUGCCAUCCCCGCCAAAAGAAAGGCAGCAGAGGAGCGGCAAGCAACCUACUGACUCAAAUGUAAAGCCUCAGGCUGGGUGCAAGUGUGUUCCCUUCCACAGCCAGCUGGAAUUCCGGCUCCUUCCUUCUGGCUCCUUCCUGCUCUUUCCGGCUCUGAGGGGACAGUGCCUGCUGCCUCCAGAGAAAGACAGUGCCUCAGCUCACUGUUACUCCUUCAAAAGGACCAGCAUGUGCUGGUAACACCGCCCACCUCCAGGAUUUCCAAAACCCAGGAAAAUGAGGUCCAAAACUUAAAAGCCAAGCUCCUGGCUGUUAGCGGUCUCCUGAGGUCUCUAUCCUCAGACUUCGUGCACACCCAAGGCCUCCUGCUGGGGCAGCACUAAAGCACCUGUCACCUCAGCCCGGUCUGCUCUUUCUGCAGCUCUGGUCAGCUCCUCUGUGGGGAGUUACCUCGGUUGCCAGGCUCUGCGAGUGAUACUUCUGUGCUCAGAAACCCACCCCCAGAUCCCAGUGCCAGAGAAGUGACCCCAGAAUCCCCAAAACAUGGAAAAGACUCAGCUUUCACAAGAGAUGCAAAAAAGGCCGUGUGGAAAUAGGUGGCCUCUACCCUGCUCCUCUCCUCAUUUAUACUGACCUAUAAGUGCUAAUUACUACUAUGGUAGAGUUUAGACACUUGGUCUACAGCUCAGGGGUGGCAGGGCAAGCAGAUGCUCAGACAGGAUUUGGGCUUCGCAGAUGGAAUGACCUCUCUGGCACAUACCCAACCCUGCUACUGUACUGCCAACACCAUCACAGAUAUAGAUAGCAGAGCUAUAUUCCAAUGAAACUUCAUUUACAAAAACAGGCAGUAAGCCAUAGUUGGCAGGUACCUGGUUUAUAAGAUGAUCUGGACCUCAGCCUUCUGUUGAGAAUGCCAUCCUAGCCAUCAAGACAUGAAAAAACCCUAAACUUUCAGAGAAGAAAAGCAACGCAAAUCCGUGCUCAGGAGCUGAAUAGAGCAGCAAGAGCCGUCUGUUCAAACCUGAAGGCAGCGCACAGUGACACAGGAUAGGCCAGCUCCGGAGGCAGUCCAAGGUUUCUUGUAAUCUGUGCCUCGAGUACAUGGCUGUGGGCCACCAAAAUGAAAAUAUUUUACACAGCCUCCACUUUCCAUCCCACUCCCAAAGCUCUAAGCAGCUUUCUCCUCCCUGCAUUGAUGUCAAAUCAGAAAUGCCAACCACACCUUGAUUUCUUGAGAGCAGAGCUGACUGGAGAUCCAGCACCAAGAACUGCAUCCCGACCAGAGGCCUCCUGUCCUCCAUAGUUCAUAAAAACAUACUUUGAACCAUAACCUUUUAGGUUUUAUUCUCACUAAAAAAUUCUGAGCCUAUGUAUUACAUAAUUUUUUUUCCCUUUUUCAAGGAGAGGCAGUCACAUCAAAAACUCACUACUGUACCUUAGAUACCCACUAGAGAUCUGGAGACCGCAUAAGCUACAGUGUUACCAGUGAACAGCAAGAUCAAGUGGCAUCAUGGAAACGGAGAUGGAAUCUUUGUACUACACGCAGGACUCUCACCCACCAGGCCAAUGCAGCCACAUUCCCAUUCCCGUCUCAGGACUCUCACCCACCAGGCCAAUGCAGCCACAUUCCCAUUCCCGUUGGAGUCGGUGUUUCAAAUGAGAGCCAGCCUGCUGAGUGUGGCACUGUUGGGCAAUCGUUCCAACAUGGAUCGUUCCAACAUGGCAUGGGAGAGAUUUGUCAGUGCUGAGGAAUUAGUCUACAUCAUUCCAAAGGCUUUCUUACACGCCUUUCUUAUGCAGAAAAAUCAAAUCCCUCCAAACAGUCACUGUCCACGGGAAAUGUCAGGAUGGAAUCAGCAGACAAGGUGGAGAUUUAUUUUGUGUCAAACUGAAGCAAUCAUGAGUUGUUGGGCUCACCAUUUGCUAAUCAAAACUGAAGAUAAGCAGAUUACCUAAUUGAGCUCAUGGUUCGGGUUCUCUGCAGUUCUGAUGGAGCCUAAGGCCAAACACCCUACAUUCAGGGAAAAUGGAGAUCACCUCAAGGCCACAAAGUGGAAGAGGAAGCAGCACAGAAUGGAUCAUUGUUCUCCAACAGCUUGUCCACAGCCAAGAACAGGCACAAGGCACUGCCCUUCUCUACUGCCUAAGGGAUGUCUGGGUAGAUAGGAUGGCUUGCUGCAUCCUGCCUGUGGAGAGUCCAGCAGGCCAGGACAUGCCCUUCCCAGGAAUGAGCCUGCCUCACAUACCAUCCAUAGUGAGAACUCUGUGUGGUGGAUCUUGGAAUGACUCUUUUCUUUGUGAAUACCCUCCUCUUUGCAGUCAGGCUCCAGGUAAGUCAAAAGUCUCCUCACCUUGGUGCUGGUUCCUCACAAAAUACACCUCAGAACCAGCAAGAUCUAUACUUUAGACAGAAACAAAUACAUUGGGUCCACUUACAAUCCACAUUAGUUGUAGUCACAGUACUUUUGUGGGCCAGGUCUUUGAUCAGUUUCUCAGCUUUGGCAUUGCUUUGUGGACCUAAUUAUUCAUGUGCAGUACAAUGCACAAUAUUUUACAGCAACCUGGGCUCUGACCACAAGAUCCUGAGGCCCUAACAUAUAAACAACAUCCCCAAAGAUUGUCAGAUGUCUGGAGUAUCAAGGUCAUCCUAAUGUAAACACUGGAUUCCAAACUGGGCCAAACACAAGGCCCACAUCGAGGUUUCGUGUAACUGUUAAAUGUCACCAAAUGGGGAAAAUGUACUACCAAGCACUCCUGACUUUGGUCCCACCACCAAAAGCUUUCUGCAUCAGCCACCCGGUGCAGUUUCCUGAGGAAGAACCACAGACAACUUUCCAGGAGGCCUCUGACCCUGAGCUCCGUCAAAGCAGGCCUCUCCUCGAGCUCACCUCACCCUAGUCCCAGUACAUCACCAUACUCCUCAAUGCUUCCCAGUGUUCCCCAGUACUGGUCUCUGAGCAGCUCACUCUUUAGCACAGGCUACAGAGCCAGUGAGAUAGGAGGCCUUGAAGUGGCAACCAGCCAGGAACUGACAUGAAGGCCAACCUAUCCAAGCAGAAAGGGUCAGCAACUGUCAGAGAAGCAUUUUGCUAGUCUGAUGACUGUGUAACUAAAGAACAUAUUGCUAACCAACUGCCUCUCACUCUGCUGUGCACUCAACAUGUCAGAAGGCCGGGGAAUGGUGUUAGAUUAAGAACAUGCCUAUUGUGUGGAAAACCUGCUACUUGUUUCAUUAAAUAAAGUGCUAUGACAUACUAA
Molecule: messenger RNA, 9089 nt
Organism: Mastomys coucha (southern multimammate mouse)
Lineage: Eukaryota; Metazoa; Chordata; Mammalia; Rodentia; Muridae
Gene: Sned1
Product: sushi, nidogen and EGF like domains 1
Exons: 31
Coding region: 177-4388 (1403 amino acids)
Biological process (GO): cell-matrix adhesion; Notch signaling pathway
Molecular function (GO): calcium ion binding; Notch binding
Source: RefSeq, a predicted model, not a curated record